AAAAGAAAUAGCGAAAUUGGUUCCAUCACGCGAUCCUUCCUGGACUUUUCUUCGCUUUUCCUUUUUUUUGAUUACUGGUUCUGGUAUCUGGCUAUCAAACUUUACUCUUUUGCAAGAAUGGCGAUGACUGUCGAAGGUAAGGUUCUUGCUGGGCUUGCUUUCAUGUUUUCAGCUAGCAUUCUGCUACAAAUCCUGGCUUGUGCUCUAUACAACAACUGGUGGCCCAUGUUAUCAGCUCUCAUGUAUGUGAUCGUUCCUAUGCCUUGUCUAUUCUUUGGAGGUGGGUCCACUCGGUUUUUGACUAGCCGGGAUGGUGGAGGCUGGAUAGAUGCUGCUAAAUUCAUGACAGGAGCAUCAGCUGUUGGAAGUAUAGCGAUUCCUAUCAUCCUUAGGCACGCUGAUAUGAUUGAGACGAGUGCUAUGUUCAUUGAAUUCACAUCAUUUUUCAUAUUCGUAUGUACUGUCAUGUGCUUCCAUCGUGCCAGCCUUGAGGAUGACUGGUGACUUCCCUUAAGUUCGCAGUUGAGUUGCAUGCUGUUUUAUUGACUAGUUAUCGCAAUCAAUCAUCUGGGUCAAGGGAAAAGCAACAAAAAAAUCGCUCAUUUUUUUUAAUAUCAUUUUCGUGUAUAUUUUUUAAAAGGCACUGACAAACUCAUGCAGUCAUGCGUUGUUGUAUUGACAGAGUUUCCUUAGUGGAGCUAAUUGUAAGUAAAAUUAACUGCUUUGUAAGGCUUAUGAACUAGAGUAUAUGCUUCAAUAUUUGGCUACUACCUGCA
Messenger RNA from Tripterygium wilfordii, 776 nucleotides. RefSeq names its product vacuolar protein sorting-associated protein 55 homolog. The record is from RefSeq and is a predicted model, not a curated record. Gene Ontology annotation, cellular component: endosome. The coding region runs from base 118 to 504 and encodes 128 amino acids. Gene Ontology annotation, biological process: late endosome to vacuole transport via multivesicular body sorting pathway. NCBI's taxonomy places the organism in Eukaryota, Viridiplantae, Streptophyta, Magnoliopsida, Celastrales, Celastraceae. The transcript is spliced from 5 exons.